Molecule: messenger RNA, 2808 nt
Organism: Nicotiana tabacum (common tobacco)
Lineage: Eukaryota; Viridiplantae; Streptophyta; Magnoliopsida; Solanales; Solanaceae
Source: RefSeq, a predicted model, not a curated record
UUGAGGUACCAUAGUAGAAGAGAGACAAUGGAGUUCAAUACGACGCCGUCAUAUUACGGUAACAGAGCCAGCGAGAGAGGCGCAGGAGGGAAGUUCAAGAAACCGGCGGCGAGGAAACCUCCGGCAACUCCUUACGACCGUCCACAACUGAACCAGACCGGCGGUCGGACCGGCUGGUUAGCGAAACUAGUUGAUCCGGCUUACCGUAUUAUCUCCGGCAGUGCCAUCAGAAUCCUCCCGUCGUUCAUCUCCAAUGCCAUUGCCUCCACUCCUCCUCCUCCUCUUGAAGAAAUUCACAGUGACUUAGAUAAAGAAGAUCCUGCAACAGCACAAGAUGUAGGGAAUGACGAGAAGUGUACUCCAAGUUAUGUGAUAUCCAGAUCUUCUGAAGGAAAGGAAGAGGAUCAAAGAAUGGGAAAAUUGAAUGGGAUAUCCGAAGCAGUGAAGCAGGAAGAAGAGAAACCACAGAAUUCCACUGAUAAAUCUGAGAUUUCCAGAAUUGAGCGGCUCAUGCAGGGGAAAUCAUUUUCAAGGUCCAGACUUGAUGCUGGAUUCCUAUGUCUUGUGGAUGAAAUAAUGCGUUUGACAGAGAUAUUAAACUCAAGGGUUAUUGAUGACCAAGAAAAGAAAACUAGCAAAACAGCUGAAGGAGACAUUGGAAGGUUUCAUUUAACACACGAGACACCUAGAAGACCAUAUCACAGGAAGCAGGAUGAAGCAGAGUUUGCUAUGCCAGGAACUUCAACACCUCUUCCCCAAACAAAUUUUGCUAUGCCAGGAACUUCAACUCCUCUUCCCCAAACAAAUUUUGCUAUGCCAGAAGCUUCAACACCUCUUCCCCAAACAAAUUUUCCUAUGCCAGGAGCUUCAACACCUCUUCCCCAAACAAAUUUUGCUAUGCCAGGAACAUCAACACCUUUUCCCCAAACAAAUGUACAAGAUGAAGUUGGAGCAUCACCUAUUGAUAUUGCAAGAGCUUACAUGGGAAGUCGUAGGUUAGAAAAAGGAUACGAUUCUUGCAGUCUUGUAUCCAAGGGAGAACAAGCUCCACAAAACAGGUUUCAUCCGCCACCUUCGCUUAAGUCAUCGACUUGUUGGCCAGCUGCCAUGCUGCAAGAUCAGCAUAGUCAUAUUACUCCACAGAGUCAGAGAGGAUAUGGGCUUGUUGAGUUUCCGAGGACUCCAUACUCUAGAACUUUAUUGCCGAAAUCCAGAGAUAGGCAGACUCAUUCGCAGACUGGUAGCAGGUGGCCAGAUCUCUCAGCGAAAACCUUCCAACAAUCUCAAUCAUCAAUAUACAGCCAGGAGAAGACUAGGAGUGAUUUACCUCAUCUAAGCUAUGGAUCUGCGGGACCCAUUCGGCGUAUACGGAAUAAAUUUGGCUCAGAAUCUCGGCCUAAGAGAUCCAUAUUCCUGAAUUCCAAAAAUGCUUCUUCACCUUUAGGAAAAAUUGGUGCUUCUGAAGUUUUCUUGCCUGCUGCUAGGAAGAACUUGGAAGUUGGUCAACCUAGUGGUGUCGAGAAGGACCAAUCAGUGGAGCAUAGAGCAGGCAGGUCUGAAGAAGCUAUGCCGUUCAAUGAGACUGUAAGAAAAAUAUUAGAGCAACUUGAUAGACAUAAGCCCACUCCUGCAGAAAAGGAAGCUGAAUUGAAGAUGGCCAGUGAAUGGAAGAAAUAUCCCCGCAAUGAAAUCUCUGAUUCCACUCCAAAUGGUAAAACGAAAUCAUCGCAUUUAGGAGAAUUUGGUAUGCGUAGGAACAAUGGGCUGGCAGCUGCCCGAUCGUCCAAAGAUGGAGAUAUUGGCACAGUCAGUCACGUGGAAAUAUCUCAGGAGCAUGCUAGUGCUAAAGCUUCUAGCAUAGCUGGUGUAUUUGUUGCGACGACUGGAGUUGAUACAGUGCCUUCAUUCACUUUUAAGGAUGCUGAUUCCCAAGUUAAAAAUUUCUUUUCUGGUUCUCGCACUGCAAGUUUGGACCAGGACUCUGCAGGCACUGGUGAUGGACAGAAAGAUAAAGGUACUAUGCUGCAGGACUACGUAGGUACUGAUGAAGGAAAGAAAGAUAAAGGUACUACCCCCCGGUGGCCUUUUCAUAAUCAAAGUAAUGGGCAGAAUGCCACAACGUUAUCCAACUCCACGGGUUUUGAGCUACCAAGAAAUGCUGCUGGACAGGCCUCUGGAACGAAACCUACUUUGCCAUCCAUUUCUAUUAAUAAGCCGAAUCCUAGAAAUGCAACAUUCCCUGACAAUGGGUUUGGAUUCACUUUUCCAGUAGCUGCAUCAUCUGGUGCACUUUCAGAACCACCAACACCGUCCAUCAUGCCAUCGUCCUCAGCCAGUGUCCUCUCUCAGCCCGCGGAUGCAUCCACUGUUCCAGCAUACAGCUUUGGCACGGGAAAAUCAGCUGAACGCCUGGUCUUCUCUUUUCCCUCUACGAGCAAUGUGUCUGUCCCUGUGAAUGCUUCAGAUCUAAAGUAUAGCUUUGGAACUGACAGGAGAUCAAGACUAUCUUUCAGUGCAGUAGGGAAAGCAACAUGCUAGGUGAAACUUGGUAAUACUUCAGCUGCAGGAUCCACCCCAUGAUGGGAGACUUGUUUCAUAAUUUUUUUUUUGUAUUCUCACCCACAUUUAGGAUCUUGAUACUUGUUUUUUGCCACAGCUUUCAUUUUAUAGGAUGGAUGAAUACCUGAUAUUAAAAGUUUCAGUGAACAUGUAAUUGCAGAUUGACUGAUUGUGAAUUGCAAGCUCUAAGCCCCAUUUUAGUAAACAAAUAAUUGGGGAUCGAUUUGAAUAUGGUUGUCUUCUUAUACA